Messenger RNA from Bemisia tabaci, 1014 nucleotides. NCBI's taxonomy places the organism in Eukaryota, Metazoa, Arthropoda, Insecta, Hemiptera, Aleyrodidae. The record is from RefSeq and is a predicted model, not a curated record.
AUGGAGCGAGUUUUCGUAGCAACAGUUCACAGCAGUCGAAAGCAAGUAAAUUUGGUGGUGCUGUCAAAAGUAGCAGCCGUUAUCGAGGGACUCGCCAAAGAUAUAGUGAGAGUUCACCUCUACAUCCAGUCUUUUCAAUUUGACGGCAGUGUUCAAGACAAUAAUAUAAUAACUGAAGAUUAUGAGACAUUAUUAACCGUGCGACCGGAGCCCCCCGCAUCUCCAUCCCUCAAACCGCUACAGUCCUCCCUCGAACCAUCACCCUUACGACUCCCAUCACCCGCUCGUCGGUCGCCCACACCAUCACCCGCCCGUCGGUCGCCAAUGUCCUCACCGGAGGCCUCUUUCAAGGCCCACACUCCACCAGAGAUCGCUAUCCUGAAGACGACGUCGACUGAUUUCCCGCCAGUGUUGCCCCUACAUUCACCCCGCGCCAAACCCGAUGGACCGGACUCUCCACCGCGAUCGCAGUCGUCCCCUUCCUCGUCAUCGACGCCCACGUCGUCCACUCCAACAGCAUCACCACGCUCUGAAUCGAGAGUAUCGCCGCAGCCACCAAGGUUCCCACCCUACCCCCUGGAGCCCCCAUCGCCUGAUCCCACCCCGACACCCCCGAGGGCCAAGACACCCCCGAGACCAAAGUCACCUUCGCCAUCGCCACGCUCUGGAUCCAAACCACCUCCGCCUUCGCGAUCACUUCCGUCCUCAACCCUAGAACCCCAGUUCCCUGAUCGCGUUCAGGCACCCUCAACAGCCAUGCCAACCUGGAGAGCCAUGCCACCCACAAAAGCCGCGCCACCCUGGAGAGCCACGUCAGGCACAUGGAAGCCACCCCUGCCGAUCCUGCCGACGACCGGAGCACGGUCAUCCAUGCCUUCCGAGCCCGCCCCACAACGUUAUCAGCCACCUCGCCGUUCCCGCACCCCCAAUUGGAGGGAAGAACUGGGUGGAAAUUGCGAAACCACUUUUGCCAAGGAUGGUGAGGUUCCGUAUUGGUACCGAAAACACGAAUAG